AUGGUGGCCGCCAGCGCUCGCCCGGCCCUGGGCCCGGCCGGCCGCGGGGUCUUCGCCGCCCUGCUGCUCCUGCUCCUGCUCCUGCUCCCGGCUCCCUCGGCCCUGCACGCCGUCCCGACCCCCGCCCCUCCGGCCUGCGGGAAGCCCCAGCAGCUGAACCGCGUGGUGGGCGGCGCGGACAGCGCGGACGCCGAGUGGCCGUGGGUCGUGAGCAUCCGGAAGAACGGGACCCACCACUGCGCGGGCUCCCUGCUCACCAGCCGCUGGGUGGUCACCGCCGCCCACUGCUUCAAGGGCAACCUGAACAAGCCCUCCGACUUCUCCGUGCUGCUGGGGGCCUGGCAGCUGGGGAACCCCGGCCCGCGGUCCCAGGAGGUGGGGAUCGCCUGGGCGCACCCCCACCCUGUGUACUCUUGGAGGGACGCGACCCGGGCAGACAUCGCCCUGGUGCGCCUGGAGCGCCCCGUCCAGUUCUCUGAGCGGGUCCUGCCCAUCUGCCUGCCGGACGCCUCCGUGCGGCUCCCUCCGGACACCGACUGCUGGAUCGCCGGCUGGGGCAGCGUCCACGACGGAGUGCCCCUGUCACACCCCCAGACCCUGCAGAAGCUGAAGGUCCCCAUCAUCGACUCGGAAGUCUGCGGCCGCCUCUACUGGCGAGGGGCCGGGCAGGGCGCCAUCACCGAGGACAUGCUGUGCGCCGGCUACCUGGAGGGCGAGCGCGACGCCUGCCUGGGCGACUCCGGGGGGCCCCUCAUGUGCCAGGUGGAGGACACCUGGCUGCUGGCGGGCAUCAUCAGCUGGGGCGAGGGCUGCGCGCAGCGCAACCGCCCGGGCGUCUACAUCAGCCUGACCGCCCACCGCUCCUGGGUGCAGAGGAUCGUGCAAGGGGUGCAGCUCCGCGGCCGCUCCGGGGACGCCGGGCACGCCGGGGGCCGGGCCCGCGCGGAGGGGGCGCCGCGCGCGGCCGGGGUCGCCCGCCUCGGGGGGGCGAUCCUGCGCCGGCUCGCGGGCGCCCCAGAGGUUGUGAGUGGCCUGCUGGAGCAGGGCCCGCGGGAGCCUCCUGCCCUCCUGGAGGAGCCUGAGGGGUUGCUGGCCCUGGAGGGGAGCAGGCACCCUCCUGGCAGCCUCCUGGCAGCCUCCUGGCAGCGGCCCCGGGUCAGGCGGGUGGGCGGUGGAGGCGGAGGGCCCCCCCGUACAGCCCCUGCCCGGGGCCACCACACUGGCCGCUGCCCUGGCGGGCCCGCAGCCCCGCUGCCUGCUCAGGACCCGGCCGCCACCGGCUCCACGCCCUCACCCACGUCCGAGGAGGCCCUCGCGGCGCCCACGGUGCAGGUGCAGGAGAGGAAGGACGAGGCAGCGCGGGCGGGACUGCCCCGCUUCAACGGUCCUCUGGCUCCUGGCUUCCCGUCCUGGCACAGCUGGCGGCCUGGCUGGGGCCCCUCGCCCUGGGACCCUCUGGCACCGGGACUAGGGGCGCUGCUGUAA
Talpa occidentalis (Iberian mole) is the source of this 1485-nucleotide messenger RNA. It is a transcript of the gene PRSS22, whose product is annotated as serine protease 22. Gene Ontology annotation, molecular function: serine-type endopeptidase activity. The coding region runs from base 1 to 1485 and encodes 494 amino acids. NCBI's taxonomy places the organism in Eukaryota, Metazoa, Chordata, Mammalia, Eulipotyphla, Talpidae. Gene Ontology annotation, biological process: proteolysis. The transcript is spliced from 10 exons. The record is from RefSeq and is a predicted model, not a curated record.